This is a messenger RNA of Toxotes jaculatrix (banded archerfish), 2275 nucleotides long. RefSeq names its product protein Wnt-2b-A. NCBI's taxonomy places the organism in Eukaryota, Metazoa, Chordata, Actinopteri, Toxotidae. Gene Ontology annotation, cellular component: extracellular region. The coding region runs from base 540 to 1715 and encodes 391 amino acids. Gene Ontology annotation, molecular function: cytokine activity; frizzled binding. Gene Ontology annotation, biological process: cell fate commitment; neuron differentiation; canonical Wnt signaling pathway. The record is from RefSeq and is a predicted model, not a curated record. The transcript is spliced from 6 exons.
AGGCCUGAACACAACCUGAAGACACACAAUCAAAAGCAUGGGAACAAAGCUCUGACUCUGUCCACCGCGCACUGAUAAAGGAGAGGUCCGGUGCGAGCAUCCGACCCAGCGCAGAGUCACACAGCCGACAGAACCGCAGCCAGUCUCGCAUCUACCAACCUUUGACUCCAAAUUUAAUUCGGACCUUUUUAUUUUUUAAUGCUACAAACCAAAGGAUAGGUGUUUGGGGAGCUGACUGGAGAAGUGAAACAGCCGACACUUGUUGUCAAGUAAACCCCCUGUCCACAGCCAGAAUUGCUCAGUGGAGAGUUUGGUGCGCACAUGGCACCGAAAGAGCGCUCCUCACACUCCUGACAACCGCGCAACAUGGAGCCAUAUACUGGAUAACGAGGCCUACCUACUGAAUGGGUGCUUAACCUACUUCACAUCAAACCUUAUUGAAGCUGGGCAGUUUCUUCUGAAAUCCAGUUUUUUUUGUGUGUGUGGGAACUUUUGGUGGUAAAAAAACAAAAAAAAAAAAAAAAAACCAGCACAGAGCCAUGUUGGGUUUAAACAGAAUUCUGAGCCUCCGGGCUGCGCGGAUUCGGAGCUGUGGAUCGCCGGGAGUCAGACUCUCAUCACGGUCUUCUUCAUGCCAAAACUCCGGUGCCAGUUCAAGGAUUUACUGUGCGUGUCUGUUGCUGCUGCUGCUGGUAACGCCUCGGGUGGACUCUUCAUGGUGGUACAUUGGUGCGCUUGGGGCCCGUGUGAUCUGUGACAACAUCCCAGGCUUGGUGAAUAAGCAGCGGCAACUCUGCCAGCGGCACCCAGACAUAAUGCAGGCCAUUGGUGAGGGAACCAAGGAGUGGAUCAGAGAAUGCCAGCACCAGUUCAGACACCAUCGCUGGAACUGCAGCACACUGGACCGCGACCACACUGUGUUUGGACGUGUCCUGCUACGGAGCAGUCGUGAAGCAGCAUUCGUCUAUGCUAUCUCCUCAGCGGGAGUCGUGUAUGCGCUAACUCGUGCCUGCAGCCAGGGGGAACUGAAGACAUGUAACUGCGACCCACACAAGCGUGGACGGGCUAGUGAUGAGAGAGGAGAGUUUGACUGGGGUGGCUGUAGUGAUAAUAUAAACUACGGGAUUAAAUUUGCCAAAGCCUUCAUAGAUGCCAAAGAGAGGACUGUUCGAGAUGCACGGGCACUCAUGAACCUUCACAACAACCGCUGUGGCAGAAUAGCAGUAAAGCGAUUCAUGAAGCUGGAGUGUAAAUGUCACGGAGUGAGCGGCUCUUGCACGCUACGGACAUGUUGGAUGGCCAUGUCAGACUUUAGGAAGACUGGUGACUACCUGAGGAGGAAAUACAACGGGGCCAUCGAGGUGACAAUGAAUCAAGAUGGGACGGGCUUCGCUGUAGCCAACAAAGCCUUCAGGAAGGCUACCAAGAACGACCUGGUCUACUUUGAGAACUCUCCAGAUUACUGCCUGCAAGACAAAGCAGCAGGUUCCUUGGGCACAGCUGGGCGGGUCUGCAAUAAGACAUCACGCGGCACAGAUGGCUGCGAGGUCAUGUGCUGUGGACGGGGCUACGACACCACGCGAGUCAAGCAAAUCACCAAGUGCGAGUGCAAAUUCAAAUGGUGCUGCGCUGUGGAGUGUAAGGACUGUGAGGAGGCCGUGGACAUACACACAUGCAAGGCCCCCAAACGAGCCGAAUGGUUGGACCAGACCUGAGGACACGCCCCCUCCGCCCCCUGUUAUGCAACCCCACCCCUUUCCCCUUUGCAGGACAUCCUGUGGAACAUGGCAUUCUGGGAAAGUUUGCCCGAAAGUGCUCUGCAUCUCCGCCCUCCCCUGCCCCCACCUCAGUUCAUCAUUGCAUGGCUUUUCUACCUGUCUCUGUGAAAGCACUAGAAUUCAGUACCCAUCAAUAUGAAUUAAUACCCAUUACCCCUGUUUGUGAAUGGCCUUGUGACUGAGCUGCUGGGAUCAGAUGAUGAACAGUGAAACCAGUGAACACUUUGGGGUUCGGGUGGAUUGGGCUUUUAUCAAAGAUUCAGUCCAGAUGGCCUUUUUUCUAGUGUGUGGUUCUGAGUUAAAAAUGGUUUGCUGCUUUCAUGAUGCUUUAAAGACACAUUUUUACAUUAACUGAGCCUUCAAACAUAUCCAGUAUUAUUACAACAACUUCAUAUACUCACGUAACUUUCUUUUCUUUUUUUCUGGGGAAAUACACUUUUAUCUACCAAAAAGAAAACUUGGCUGGACUUUGGGAAGUAGCUUGACAAGUGCACUUU